Drosophila subpulchrella is the source of this 1043-nucleotide messenger RNA. Its product is annotated as antigen 5 like allergen Cul n 1. The record is from RefSeq and is a predicted model, not a curated record. The transcript has 3 exons. Lineage: Eukaryota; Metazoa; Arthropoda; Insecta; Diptera; Drosophilidae. Bases 15 to 848 code for a protein of 277 amino acids.
GAAUCAGCAGCAGCAUGUCGACCGUAUUCGUAGUCACCCUCAUCCUCUUUGGAUUGCUUCAGGUUGUAUACUGCCAGGAUAACACAACUGCCACGCCCACGGACUACUGUCAAAGUGGCUUGUGUAAUAUUCUGAAAAAGCACAUCGCCUGCAGAAACAAAGGAGAGUUUAGCAAACAGUGUCCCACCGACGCCCAGUUGGUUAAUCUUAGUGGUUUGCAUGAUCUGAUCCUGGAUGAGCAUAAUGCUCUUCGAAAUGUCCUUGCUGCUGGUAAGAUCACGAACUUACCUCAACCCGAUCGCAUGGCCACACUGCAGUGGAAUGCCGAACUAGAGGAUCUGGCCACACUGAAUGUGAAGCAGUGUGUUCUGCAGCACGAUCCUUGUCACAAUACCCCUGACUUUCACAACUCUGGUCAGAACCUAGCCUCUAUUAACAUAACCCUGCUCCAGGGAGAGGGAAAUCACACGGAUGAGUGUCUGAUAAAGGAGUCCAUUGGAGGCUGGUGGAACCAGAGUGCCAAUAUCACGAAGGAGCAAUUGCAGCGUUUUCCCAAGGGAAAACUGGGAGAUUCCAUUAGGAAUUUUGCUGUCAUGGCCCGUGACAACAACACUUUCGUGGGCUGUGCCGCCGUGAGAUUCGACAGGCCCGCGGGUCAUCCUCAAUUUUUGCUGGCCUGCAAUUAUGCCAGCAACUAUAUUCCGGAGUGGCCAAUCUACCGGGAGAAAGCCAUAGGCUGUCAGACGGGCUCUGAUACCAAAUAUCCAGCCCUUUGCAAGGCUGGCGAGAAGUAUCAGGAACUUCCGAGGGAGGAAAGCCCCAAGGUGAAGAGCUAUUGGAGGCUGUAGGAGUGCCAGAAAUAACACCUAGCCGAAGGGUUCGAGUGGGCGGAGGUGCACUCACAGUCUAUUUAACAUGUUGAUUUGUGUCACCGUGCGUGGUGGUCAUAUAUCAUCUCACAGUCGCAUUAGCACAGACACCUGAAAAGCAGUGAUGGCAGCUUUUCAGAGACUUUCAGAAAAAUAAAUAAUAAAUGUGAAAAC